Cyanistes caeruleus (blue tit) is the source of this 5268-nucleotide messenger RNA. The record is from RefSeq and is a predicted model, not a curated record. NCBI's taxonomy places the organism in Eukaryota, Metazoa, Chordata, Aves, Passeriformes, Paridae.
AUGGGACUGAGCAGGGUCCCAGGUGCUGUUUUUCUUGCAGAGGAGUAUGAGGAGCAGUACAGCGAGAGCAGGGUCACCGGGCAGACCUUCCGUGCUGCUGGUCACCUGCCCCCCGACACCUCCCCUGAACCGUCACCUCGACCCCCACCUGCCAAGCGCCUUGAGUUUGUGCUUAUGCCCCCGAGCCAGCGAGCGGCUGAAGAGGAGAGCACCAGCAGCGCUGUGCUCGGUGCUCGGCCUCCUGACACCUCCCUGAGCCUCCCCACCAGCCCGGACAAGCAGCCCCCCUGGCCCAGGGCCUUCCCCCUGCCGCCCGUGGAGGAGAAGCAGUGGCACCAGCCCGGCUCCAUCGAGACCAACAUUGUCCCCAUCAAUGUCUCAGAGACCGCGAUGAACCCCAAGUCCACCCUGCGGCGCAGACGGACCAUUAUUGGAUUCCCUAACCCGUCCCUGCGAGACCAAGGCAGCGCCAACGGCCCCACAUCCAGCACACACGCGCCCAUCGCCGAGUCCCUGUCCUGCAGCUUUGUGCCUGAGACCACGAGCGGGGGGACGCCCCAGGAGAUCAGCCCUCGUCCGCCCCUCUCGGCCCCGCUGAGGAAGACCUUCAGUGACCUCGGGGCCCGCUGCUGCCAGCUGCCUGCUGCCAUGGAUGGGGCAGCCAACCCCUGUGCCAGUGCCUGCAAUGGGACACAGGGCACCCCUUUUUCCCCGCCCUGGAGCCCCCUGGGUUAUGGGAGCCCCUCCAGCCUCACCACUGGGCCGGGCAAGGGGCCCACCUGCGCCUCGCCGGGCGGCUCCGUCCCAUCGCCCGGCCCAGGUUCCCCCGCCGCCUCCACCUCCUUCUUCAUCACCACAGAAGAGCGCGUGGGCAGCAAUGGGCCCAGCUUCUUCUCUGGCCCAGGGCCCGCUUCCCCCGCCGGCUCCGGCUGCAUCCAGGGAGCCAAGGGGGAUUUCUUGCCGGGAAGCCAAGAGGAGCCGGAGCCGGCGGCAGGGCCGGUGCAGCUGGAGGUGGAGCGGGCAGGGUGCCGCUUCCGUGAGCGCUCGCUGUCGGUGCCCACCGACUCGGGGUCCCUCUGCUCCGUGGACAUCACGUACGCCGAGACCCGGCGGGGCAGCGCCAACUAUGCCCUGGGCUACCCCAGCGCCAGCUCCGAGGGCAGCACCAGCACCGACAACAUCUCCCUGGGGCUGGAGCCCGAGGGGCAGCGGCGGCGGCGCUCCAAGAGCAUCUCCCUGAAGAAGGCCAAGAAGAAGCCCUCGCCACCCACACGCAGCGUCUCGCUGAUCAAAGAGGGGCAGGACGGGGACGUGGGGCUGAGUGCAGCGCUGCCCAAGGACCAGCGGCCCAAGAGCCUGUGCAUCCCACCGGAGCUCCAGGGCCACCGGCUGGUGCACGCCGACCCCCAGGGGAGUGCGGGCAGGGAGCCCAGCAGCACAGCCACCCCUCACCAGUGGCAUCUCACAGACUGGAGGGCCGGCAGCGAUCCCUACCAGUCCCUCUCUGGCUCAAGCACGACCACAGGGACCACGGCCGUUGAGUGUGCCAAGACACGGGGCAGCUCUGAGUCCCUCGUGUCCCCCUCAGUCUCCAGGGCCACGACGCCCUCCCAGCUCUCUGCCGAGGCAGACCUCAAGACCUCCUCGCCCGGCAGGCCCACAGGGCUGAUGUCCCCAUCCAGCGGGUACUCCAGUCAGUCGGAGACCCCAACCCCCACUGUACCCACCUCCACCGUCCUCGGGCAUUCCCCACACCAGGUGCGUGUGAGGCCGCUGGUCCCCGAGAGGAAAUCCUCUCUGCCCCCCACGUCCCCCAUGGAGAGGAGCCCCAAGGGCAGGCUGUCCUUCGACCUCCCACUGACUCCACCCGCCCACCUCGACCUCUCAGGGCUGAAGAUCUCCCUGAAGGGGAAGACGAAGGUCAGCCGGCACCACUCUGACUCCACCUUUGGCACCAAGCUGGCCCAGAAGACCAGUCCCAUCACACCCAUCAUGCCCGUGGUGACACAGUCCGACCUGCGCUCCGUCCGCCUCCGCUCCAUCAGCCGCUCAGAGCCAGAGGACAAUGCCGAUGGCCCGGAGCACACGGAGGAGCCAGCACGUGUCCCCUGCCCGGGGCCGGAGAGGAAAGUGAAGCCACCCGUGGCAGAGAAGCCACCACUGGCCAGGCGCCCCCUGUGCAUCCUGCCCAAGCCCCCAGUUCUUCGGGAGGAGGGUCCCUUGUCCCCCAAAUCCCCGCCAGGCACUGCUGCCAAGGAGAAGGGGCUGGCACAGGAGGCCGUUGUGGUGCUGCGGAGAGGGGAGCUGAGGAGGGGUCUGGGGGAGCCCCACUUGUCCCUGACCCCGGCGGGGCCCCGGCGGCUCUCGCAGGGCAGCCUGGACGAGCUGCGGCCAGAGCGGAGCGGUGCCGAGGGGGAGCGCAGGAAAGCCAAGGUGCCGCCGCCAGUGCCCAAAAAACCCAGCGUGCUGUACCUGCCGCUCAUGCCAGCCCCAGCACAGCUGGCAGCUGGUGUGGGGGACCUGCCACCCACCCCCAGCCCCAUCAUCACGCUGGACACCGAGCCUGCCUGCUGUGACCCUGACACCGAGGAUCUGCCGUCCCCCAAGGCUGUGGGCAGCACGCCUGCCAGCGAGCCUGCCUCAGAGCAAGGCAGCUCAGCAGAAGCCAGCAUGGAGGAGAAGAGCUUUGCCAGUGACAAGACGGCCGAGUCCAUCGUGGAGGAGGACGAUGAGGUGUUCACAACAUCCCGCACCACAGAGGAUCUCUUCACGGUGAUCCACAGGUCGAAGAGGAAGGUCUUGGGGCGGAAAGAGCCUGGUGACACCUUCAGCAGCCGACCCACCUCCCACUCACCCGUAAAGAUUUCAGGCUCCCCAGCUGGUGAGUCCCUGGCAGCAGCAGGCAGCAGUGGGAAGUCUUCCAGCAGGAAUGAGGAUUUUAAAGCCCUGCUCCAGAAGAAGAGCAGCAAAACCAGCCCCGGUACUCGGCCAUCUGCCGCCGAACUGCUCAAGACCACGAACCCGCUGGCCCGGAGGGUCAUCACAGAGUUUGCCCCUGAGCUGGACGGUGCAAACAGCCCCAAAAGCCAGCCCUGACCACACAGGGGCCCCUCCAGCUGGAGGGGUGGCGAUGGCUGCAGAGGGAGCGCUGCUGCAAAGGGCUGUCCUGGCUGCUGGGGAGCCCCCGUAUCCUGCCGGGGGGUUCUUCUGCUUUUGUUCCUUACUUGGAGAGCUGCUGGCAGAGAGGCAGUGGCUGGAGCCCAAGCCCUCAUGACUCUGGGCCCUUCCCACGAGGGAAGAGGCUGGAACUGGCCCUGGCUGAGCCAGCUCCUGGGAUUGAAGGCGCCUGCCCAGGAAGCAGAACAGGAUCACAGCCCCUGGUGUUGCCCCAUGCCCGCAGCAAAGCAGCUUGAGACUCUGGUCACUUCGGCAUGUGGUACUUUAAACAGCUUUUCUAAUGCACAGUGGUGGUGAUGUUUGAUUCUCUUCCCUUUGACAUUGUACCUUGAGUUUCCCAUGCAGAGAUACCCUGGCUGAAUUCAGCUGGACACACAGAUGCACUUUGGGAAGAUGCCAGGGGUUCGGCUGGAUCUGCAGUCGCUUUUGAAGAGUCACAGGAGGUUCCCUGUCAUUGGCCUGAGCACCCUCCCUGUCACACAGGGAACUGGCACCCGGCAUCCGCAGCCAGCGCCACCACCUCAAGCCAAACCCCCGCCCCUUGAAAGCCCCCAAAAUGCUGCAUUUUGGAGCUCCUCUGCUCUCAGUCCAAAAACAAACCCCGGAGUCGCCUCCACCGCCAGCCCCCCUGGCCUCACUGCACAGGGGUUCCAGCAGCCACCCCACUCCCCGCCAGCCCCCGUGCUGGGGGUCCUGCACCGAGCUGCCGGCUGGGGCGGUGGGGGUGCUGUGCCAUGGGAAGGAAGCUCGUCCCCAGCUCUGCCGCCUGCAUCUCCCUGACAGACCCUGCAACAACUUCUCCUGCAGCCCCGGCACCGGAGGUCCUGGGAUGUUCCCGAGAUGGGGGCUGGAAUCCAGAUGGACAUCACCUGAGCCACCUCCCUGGUGACCCCUGGGUCCUCCCCAGGGCUGCCCACCACUCACCCGUGCCCACUGGCCACCAGGGAGCCGAGCAAGGCCAAGUGGGACACGAGCCAUCGGGGCACGUGUGUGGGGCCAUGGAGGAGGGUUUGCACAUCCCUGGGUGGGAUUUGUCCUCACCCCCAGCUGCCCCAGCACGGGGGCUCAGCAGCCAGUGCCAGAAGCCAUGGUGUGGGGCUGGGGCAGGGUGGGGAGGAAGCACGAGCUGCGAGCACGGCCACGCACCCAGAGAAACAGGAAGGGCCAGCCGCGGCUGACAAGGAAACAGGGUGUUCAGGGAAAUUUCUGCUUGAUUUCUUGAUGUAUUUCCACACACUCCAGCCCGGCUGUGCUGGGGGGAGCACUGCAGUGGGUCCAGGCAGCAGCAGGGCACCACGGCAGUGCUUUGGCUGCCCCACCGAGGCGCCUGGGCUGCUCUGGGGGUCUCUGCCCCAUCAGGAGCUCUGCAUCCCCGGGGAGCAGAGCCCAGGCAAACACUUCCCCAACCUUGCCCCCACCUGGAUCUGAUCCCACUGAAGCUCCAGUUGGUUCCCCUCUCCUGUCUCCUGGUACUCGCUCAUAUCUCCCUUUCCUCUCCCAGGGCUGCAGAUUUAAGCCUGUAAUUAAGAGCCAGGCUGAGAAACUCAGGAAAAAAAACAAACAAAAAAAAACAACCACAAGAAAAAAGCUCUAACGAAUGUCCACAUUUCACCCCCAUCCCGUGGCCCCAGCCAGUGGCAGGGUGCUGGAUGGGGCCAGGGCACAGCUUGGGAAGCUCUGGACGGGUACAUUUUGCACAUGACUGCUCAGGAAAGCAGGGAAGGAGCCGGCAAAGGGGGCUGCGGGCGAGCACGGGACAUUGGCUGGAGUGGCCAAUGCUGCCGGGGGGAAAUGUCCAAGCGGGCCAGAGGUCAGCUGUGGGACACAGACUGGCCCCGGGACGGAGAUCCUCAUUUCCCUGGCCGGAGGAACACGCUCUUCCCGGCGCUCUUCCUGGGGCUCUUCCUGGCUCAGUGCUCGUCCCUGGCCGCUCCCGGUGGCCGCUCCACUGGAAAGGCAGUGGGGUCCCGGGAACAGCCCGACCAGCAGGACAGCCCCUAUGACAGCCCCGGCCUGGGGCCGCCAAGGUGCCAACUACGGAAUGUUGUACUUUUAAUCUCGCCAGCUUGGUAAAGUGCUCCCUGCUGCCCG